UCUAGGGUCAGAGGUCGGAGAACAUACAUUUCGGUCGAGCCCGAAACAGGGAAAUUCUAAAAAGCGGAAAAAAUCAAGGGAAUCAAUCACUGACGUCAUCAUUUUGCACGAGGCGAACGAGAAUUUCGGCUUCUCGUGGUGCAGUAACAGUAUUUCCAUCAUAAAUUAGAAAUAGUGAUACAGUCAAUACAAAAUGGAUGCUGUGAAAUCCUUCAAUGAUGAGCUUUCAAGCAUCUACGAGACAAAACCCCCAGUGUCUCGAGCAAAGAUGACAAUCCUGACUAAGAAAGCAAUAAAAGGAAUCAAGUUCUACAAACACAUCGUACAAAGUAUGGAGAAAUUCAUACAAAAGUGUCGACCGGAAUACAAAGUUCCCGGACUCUAUGUGAUAGACUCGGUCGUUCGGCAAUCAAGACAUCAGUUUGGUCAGGAGAAAGACGUCUUCAUGCCGAGACUGUGCAAAAAUAUUCUCGUCACCUUCAAACAUUUGUAUAAAUGUCCACAAGAGGAGAAGCAACGGAUUAUCAGAGUCCUGAACCUCUGGCAGAAGAACAAUGUUUUUCCUCCUGAGAUCGUCCAGCAGUUGUUGGUCAUGGGUGGGGCCCCCGUACCCGAUGGGCCGGCUUCAUCUCAGCCCCCUGCCCCGUUAUCAUUGCCCCAACUUGCAGACGUAUCCUCCAUUGCAAUCGGAGAGUCAACAGACACAGGUUCCCUCACAAACAUGCUGGCUCAACUCCUGGCGAAUCCUGACAAUCCACAGAUUCAACAACUGACAGGAAUGCUCUCAAACUCACAGCAGGCUCAACUACAAGCCCUGGUCAAUCAAGUCAAAGGACAGCAGGAUGAUACGAAAGGGGAAGCCCCUCAACCAGUCUCAUCCUCCCAUACUGAACCCCCAACAAUGACACAGCGGCCCCCUCAACCCUCACAUCAAGCAUCUGUGUUUGAACCUCGCCAGGACAACAGGCAGCCACCAUUUCUACAUUCACAGGCCCAGGAAAGCAACGUUCCAUCUCGGCCUUCAUUUAACCGAGCCAUUCUGGAUUAUGACUACAGCGACGAUGAGUCUCCGAAAUCACAAGAACAGAACAAACAUAGGCCUGGGAUAGAUAUGGAUCUACUUGCCAAGUUGCCCACUGUGGAUCAGCUCCAUCAAAUAACAGGAGAACAGGUUCCUAAUGGCAACGAUUCGUUUCCAAGACAACACCAGGAAGACAGGUUACCACGGCAACACGAGGAUGACGACAGGAGACGUAGAUUGGAGCAGGAACAGGAAGUUUUCAAUAAACAGAUACAACAGUUAUCUUCAGAAUUUGGGGAAGGUGAAAGGUCAUCUCAAGAUGACAGAAGUUCAAGGUCAACCAGUAGAAGACAAAGGUCAAAGUCACCUAAGAAGAGAUCAAGGUCCCGCGAUCAUCACCGGCACAGAAGACGAAGCCGUUCCAGGUCUCGAGACAGAAGUAGAAGGUCCCGACGGUCACGCUCUCGGGAUCGUCACAGAUCACAUCACAGGAGAUCAUCAGACCGUGACAGAAGAUCGGCAGACCGUGACCGAGAGCAUAGAGACAGAGGAUUGCCGCCAAUACGGGAUGGAUUCAUAAGCCUUUGUUCAAAAACUCUUUGGAUUGGGAAUUUGUCGUCAAAGGUUUCACAGCAGGAACUCAGAACAGAAGUUGAAAACCAUGGGAAGAUUGAAUCCAUAAAUAUGAUACCACCUCGAGGAUGCGCGUAUAUAUGUAUGGAGAAACGGGAGGAGGCCGCAGCAGCCCUGCAGAAGCUGAGACACAUUAAGAUACAUGGAAAGUCUUUGAAAGUUGAUUGGGCUCCUGGUAAAGAAGUGAAAGAAGAAUUCAAGGAAUUUUGGUCAAAGGAGUACGGCGUGAAUUAUAUCCCGUUAUCUAGAGUUGUGGAUCACUUGGUGGCGCUAAGACAUCAAGGAUUUAUUGACAUUGAUUCCGUUCCGGAAGAAAAAAGAGUCGAGCUUUCCCAAGCUGCUGAAAAUGAGGUAAAGGAAUCAGAAGUUGCUCCAACUGCUGCUAUGGCAACAGGUGUACCAAUGGCACCAAUGCCUGGCGUUUCAAUGGUGCCUGGUGGCAUGGUCCCGGUGCCAGGGACACAAGGCGGCAUGGUGACGGGACCUGGUGGUAUGCCAAUAAUGAUGAGACCAGCGUUUCCGUUCCCUGGAAUGGGACAGUUUGCCCCACAGCAGAGGAUGCCAGGAUUCCAGAUUGCACCGGGAGGCAUGGCACCACGUCCUACAAUGAGGCUUCCCACUCAAGCCACGGCUGUUGAGGCACCGAGCCCUCAGAAACAUGAAGUGCCCACUAGUGGCAGUAGAACACCAACGAUGGACGAGAGGCAAGCUGACGGAGCUCAGAAAGCAGCAGCAGUAGCAGCCAGCAUCAUGUCUACAGUCCAACCUCAGCUACAGGCCCAGCAAAUAUCAAUGGCCCAACCUCGCUUCCAUGGACCGGUGCAGAUUCGUAUGAUGCCGGGCGUUCACCCCCACUCCCCCCAAGUAAUGCAACAACGAAUUGGAAUGAAUGUCAUGCCAAUAAGGAUGGGAAUGCCGAUGCAGUUCAGACCUGGGUUUGCAAGGGUUCCUAUGAUGCCACAUCCAUUCCAACCUCAGCCGGGGAUGCAAAUGCAAAGGAUGGGGCAGAUGAUGCCAUCUAUGCCUCAAGGUGCAAUGCAUCUACAAGGCCCCAUGGGUUUAGGGCCACCGUUUCCAGGGCAACAGCAACCCCCGGAACGGCCCCCACUGGAGGACGACGGAGUGAUUGUUGAGGAAGAAGUCGUGCUGGAGGAUCCAGAUAAAGAUGAGAAGCUUGGAGAUAAAACCAUUGAACUGAAUGGUGGGAAGAGACCUCCCCAACCCGCAAUAGAAGUUAGGCUCCCUCCAGUGGACCAUCGACGUCCUUCGGUCGAAGACAGAAUUCGUAUGGAUGAGCGACCACCAAUAGAGAUACACGACCGUCCCCCAGGGUUCCGCAUGGAUGAACGCCCUCCACCUGGAUACAGAAUGGAUGAUCGGGGCCCUCCAGGUUUUCGCAGAUCCCCCCCGGGGAGGUUUGGAUUUGAUGGACGUCACCCUCCAGUGGAUGGACCACUCGGCGGACCAAGAUAUCCUGACAGAGAAAGAUUCCCAGACCGAGAUGGGAGAGAUGACAGACGCAGAGAUGAUAUGAGACGCCGAGACAGAUCGAGGAGUCGGGAGAGAGAUCGGCGAGACAGAGGAGGGAUGAGGGACAGAAGAUUCGAGAGAGAUGAUAGAGACAGGUUCAGAGAUGGAGGUGGCCGGGGGAGAGAUAGGAUGGGGGGCCGUGGAAGAUUUGCAGGUCGGGAUGAUUUUGGUCGAGGGGGUCGUGGGGGGUUCGGAGGUUUCGGACAUCGAGAUCAAUUUGAAGAAGAAGUUGAUGAAGAGGAUAUGGAAUAUAAGAAAAAAAGAGACGAGGUUCUUCGUCAACGCCGUGAACAGGAGGAUGAAUAUGUUGUAGAGGAAAUAGAUUUUUCUGCGUUUGGACUUCCAACAGGCUUCGGGCCGCCACCAUCGGCCGAACCUGAACCGGAGAAAGAAGACAGGGGAGACAGGAGGAGGGACAAAGAUCGUGAUGAUGACCGCCAUCGCCGUGACGAUCGUGAUCGGCGUGAGGACAGGAGUCGUCGUGACGACAGAGACCGGCGGGACAGAGAUAGAAGAAAAGAUGAUCGGGAUCGUCGUGAAAGACGCAGAAGUAGAGACAGAGAUCGAGAUGAGGGCAGUAGAGAGAAACGAUCAGACGAAGAUCGAACGAGAAAAUCAACGGAUGAACCGACUGAAAGUAAACGCAGAAAACUUGAAGAUGAAACGGAACAAACCCCGACACCUGCCGAGAAAGAUGGGCAUGCUCCUUUAGCUCCAUCUGGUGACCAGUCCCCAUCAAAAAUCUCCGCUUCGGAAGAUCGUUUACCCGCGGAUAAGCGCGGGGAAGCCCCUGAGCUCACUGGUGAAUCUGAUGCAGCUCAUGAGCAAAAUGAUGAUUUACAAGCUCAUGAUGAUUCUCAUGAGAAAAACGACCAAUCGCAACCUGCUCAUGGUGAAAGUGAUUUAUCUCAUGAGCCCACAGGACAGUUCACAGAAGCUCAUGAGCCUUUAGAUGAAUUUGGUGCAAGUAAUGAGCAAAAAGUUGUUCAGGAUUCCCAUGAGCCAAAUUAUGAUCAUCAAAUUCACGAUGAAACAUCCCAUGAGAAUGAACAAUUUCACGAAAAUGAGAAGGAGGAAAAACAUGAUGAACUUGACCAUCAUGAAUCCAAUGACAAUUCUCAGGAAAAUAACAGUAAAUAUGCUCAUGAGCAAGUCACAGAUGAGCAGGAUGAGCUGCAUUGCAAAAUCACGAAUCCAGAUCAUACAGAGGGGGUAGAAGAACAAAAAAUGAGUAAGACACCACUUAGUGGAAUACAAGAUGAUACUCCUCAACCAGAAGAAGUCGCUAUGGAGGAGUAAUCCCUGCCACCAUGACUUUACUUUCAUUUUCUCUUCAGUGAAUAUAUUGACUAAUUUAUGUAAAACCAUCAAUCCAAUCAGGGCUGCCACCCUUCAUGGUUAUGAUUUAUUCCCUUAUCUUUAGUUGGAAUAGUUUUUUACGAUUCUGCUGUGUCAUCAGCUUUUCUCCUCGCAAAUUUUGGAGUACUCUGUACGACUCCCAAGUCCCCAACCAUGUCCUUUCAAUCUGGAACAGAAGGAUGGCUUUUUAUUCUUAUACUCCACCUGGACGAGAGGGACCAGGCAGUUCAUCAUCGAGCCGUCUACAUUCAAAACAAAAAUAAGCACAAGUCGUAUUCGAUCAUGCAAUCCAAAAACGUCAGUCUUUUCGACUCUCCCUCUCUAUUUCAACUCUCCCCCAGACCUUCACUUGGUUCCCGCACAGAGAAGUCAAGACGACACGACGAGAUGCCGGUAGUUUGGAUGAUCGAGCCAUGUACACUCGCCCUAAACUGUAUUCACUCAUGCAAUACAAAAACUUUGGUCUUUUCGUCUCUCAAUUUUUCCAAAUUCACCCCGAAGUUGAUAUAGUGUCAGCACCGACAAAAUGAAGAAAGUCUCAACAUCCGCAAAAAGAAAUGUAUUGUCUCUGAUAUACCAUGAGCUGCAUUGAAGCUUGCACCAUAAAAGGUUGUUCUCCUUCCUACCUUGAGAUCGGAAACAAAUGGGAAUAAUAAGAUCAAAGUAUUCAAGCAUCAAAUUUUAAAACCUCAACUCACUUUCCUCUCUUCCUCACCCCAAGUUGGGAAACAUGAAGGAAAUAUAAAGCUCUAAUAUCAGAGAACGUUUAGUUCAAAAUCUUCGCAUGGAGCAGAUUCACAAGCGCACCCUAGUUUAUGGUACAACAUUCCAACCACCGUCAGGACUACAAACUAUUCGAGUUUUCGAACUUAUUUGCGAAGUUAUGAAUUAGAGACAGUCAUGCAUUGUUAAUCAUUCCUGGACACGAUGGCAGAUGACGCUACAAAGCCUUGUAUGAAUUCAUUAGAAUUUUCGGACAUUUGUGCAAAAUCUGGGAAUGUUAUUAUGCGACUCUAAUGCAAUCUUUCAGUUCAAUUUUUUAUUUGUUUUUAUUCCCAUUCUGGCAGAAAUGUUUCACGGUUUUAGAAUGUCGAAACUUUUUUUUUUUCUAGGUGCUUUUGCUAUGAACAAGUCUCCAGACAAGCAAUCAAUAUUUUUCAAAUUGCAUGUUUAUUUCAUUUUUCUUAAAAAAUGCUAUAAGGAAUGAUACUACUCUUUUUUAGAAAUUUACUAGAUUUUUAAGAGCCACCCAUGGAUGCCUUGAAUCCCACCCCACUAUUGUUUUUCAAAUUGUAGAUUGUUGGAAAUUUUGAUUACCAACGUUGUGUAACUUUGCAAUGGCUGUAUUCAUAUUACUUCAAAAACGGCUUUUUUUUCUCUCUCCCACCUACCUGCUUGUCUGGAGCCAUCUUUAUAAGUAGACCUAGAAAAUCUUGUAGGAUAAUUUCUGCAUCAGUAUUGUGAAAUAUUUUUGCCAGACCCAAAUCACUGUGCCCCUCUGCCGCUAUUUUUGCUGCCUUAGAAUAAAUUUUUAUGCAGAUUUUUAAUCUCUGUCUAUUUGAGGCAGUUUGAAAAAAUCUUGAGAGGCAUUUGGGGGGCGGUAACGACUUUCUGUGAAGCCAUAAUGGGAACUGUAACAACUUUCUAUGAAGGCAUAAUGGAAAAUAUUACAUAGAUGCAUAAUUGAGCCAACACUGGGAAUAGCAACCUGACGAGAGGCUGUAAUUCGCCAUAUUAUCAGCUUUCCUCUCUCCAUAGAUAACCCAUGAAAACCUACUUUUUGAUUUCAACAAUCUGAGAGGAAGUCUCUUCAUUUUUAUAUCAUUAUUUGCAUGCUACUAGGCCUUAUACAUGAUUGCUUUCCACCGUUGGGGGUUGAUUAUCCUGGUUUAUUUGUUCAUAAACGUUUUUGCAGAAUUUAUAUUGUGACGUCAAAAUUUUGUUGUCUGCUAGGAUCAAGCGCUUAUGACGUGGACAAUUUCUUCACAACGGGAAGGCAAUCAUGUCAUCUGCUAGAUGUUUAUAUUACACAUGCUUGCUCGGCAAAUGGCUGGAGCGAAGAUGGAGUCCUGGCUAAUGUCCGGGUGAAAACAUCGGGAUAAAGGCCCAACAAAUAGUUGGUGAAGAUCUGGACAUGGAACUUUGGACGACCGGACAAUUAAACUCUUAAAUCUUAAUCGGAGACUUGAGGGGUAGUCUGUACAUAUUUUUGAUUUUUCUUGUGCUAAUCCUAUGGGCUAUACUAGUAGUCUUUGAAACUAACUAGCUAGUUAUUCCCACAUCCAAUGGGGACUGAUAGCAAGCAAUGUAUGAGGGCAUAUACUCUUAGACUUGCUAUCGACACUCCUUGGAUGAAUAUGGACGGUCUGACCUAGUUCGUCUUCAUGUUUUCUUGGCCCAAUAAUGGACGAUUUAUCAGGGCAAGCUUGAAAUUGGGGAAUUAUGCUUUCGUCGAUCGUCCAUAUUGUUAAGGAACGAAUGAGAAAUAAAUACCUUGAAUCAAGGUGAGGUGAUUGCUCCGGGCGAGCGUAUAUUUCCAAAAAUGAUAAUUUGAAGCCUCUCGGGCUUGGAUAAAUAUGCCGCAAUGGAAUCGUGUUUCCCUGCCGAGGCGCAUUUUGCGUGAAUCACCAUGGCAACCAUGUAGUAAUACCGGCGGGAAUUUUCUCUAUUGCCGCUCGCAGAAGAUGCGAAUAAAAGGUGCCAUCCCGCUAUUGACCACCACUAAUUUUACUCUCUGGUUAAGAUAAAUCAGCUUAAGCAGAAAGGCUGGGCGAACAUGCUAACCUGAUCAGUCUGGUUCUAUCCCUGACCUGUGCAGACUACGGCCCGCAGGCCGAAUCCGACCCGUUGAGUAUUUUAAAAUGACCCGCCUGAUGCUGUCACAGCCAAAUCCAAAUUUGGUGUUUUAGCUGAAAAAGAGCUCAAAGAAUUGUUGAGGUUGCGAUUGAAUUUAGUUUAGCACACGGCUUAUUGUUGUCCACUUUUGUAACGCUGUAAAUAUUUCUCAUGAAAUGUAACUUUUCACGCCACAACUACAUGGCCCGCCAGUCUAGGUGGGCAAAAGUUUCGGCCCCAGGUCCAAAAACCUUGCCCACCUCUGUUCUAUCCUGAUAUUGUCCCAUCAGUAAUAUCCUAAUUUGUUUAUUUUGAUGGAGAUGGGCUGGUAACCUUACUAUUUUAGUAGUAUUCUGUUAUUUUCCCAAAGCCUUUUUAUAUUUAUUCUGUUCGUCUUCGGCGCGUUAUUCUCGCAUUUUCAACCAUGGACGGAUUGGAUAAAGAAAACUGACCAAAUAACAAUUUGUAAUAAUCACUCAAUGACUUGCAUCGACCCUCCAAGUUUCGAAUAUAAUUAAGCCAAGAAAAAUUUGAAAUUCAAGAUAUAUUUGUGCGGAUUGCUGCCCCUGAGCUGAGAAUAUUCUGGUCUCUUACCUAAUUUCUUUGGCGAUAGGACGUUUACAGUAAAACCACCGUUUCGUGAUAUUGUGUUUUUUGCAGUCUGUGUCAUGCAUAUGUUUGAAUCAGCUAAUGCCGUUGGUAAUUUUGGUGUCGUAUGUACAGAUUAUACUUGGAUAUUGUUGCUGUUAUAUCGUGCGUAGGUGUGGCCGUAUUUGAAUUUUUAAUUUGUUACGAAUUAUGUGUGGCCGUGCUUGUAAUAUAUUUUGUCCAUAGAUGAUCCGUGCUUCAUUGUAAAUAUUCAUAGCUUAACAAAAAUGUAAAUAAAUUCAAGCAAUCGGUUGA
Styela clava is the source of this 8281-nucleotide messenger RNA. RefSeq lists its product as uncharacterized. Gene Ontology annotation, molecular function: RNA binding. Gene Ontology annotation, cellular component: nucleus. The record is from RefSeq and is a predicted model, not a curated record. Lineage: Eukaryota; Metazoa; Chordata; Ascidiacea; Stolidobranchia; Styelidae.